This is a messenger RNA of Aureobasidium pullulans EXF-150, 1467 nucleotides long. RefSeq lists its product as uncharacterized. Bases 1 to 1467 code for a protein of 488 amino acids. Lineage: Eukaryota; Fungi; Ascomycota; Dothideomycetes; Dothideales; Saccotheciaceae. The transcript has a single exon. The record is from RefSeq and is a predicted model, not a curated record.
AUGCACAUCAACGAAUUACCUGUGGAGAUACUCUCCUCUAUACUCGACUAUGCCGCUCAGAUGAAUGCCGAGAUUGGCGUUCAAUACACCUUUGGCCUCACACAAGCUCCUCUGCCCAUCUCCAAGACACCAUUGACCAGAUACAUCAGAGGACCUGUCCAGCCCGAAGCACAGCGCUGGGAUGGAGCAUCUGCUAUCCGUGGUGUCUGCAGGAUGUGGCACGACUGGGCCCUUCAGAACACCAUCAAGACCGUAUCGAUCCGAAGAUGGCAAGGCUCGGAGCGAUGGGCUGAGAUUCCAACUCGCCGCAACUCUUACGGAGCUUAUGAGCUUAUGAGUAAGCCCAGAGGCAGCGCAGUGUAUCGUGAUCCCUUUGGCUUCCUCAAGAGCGCUGUUAAAUUCUUUUCUCAGUUCCCAGAUGUGGCGGGCCAGGUCCGCCGCAUGUUCUUUGACGGUUUCCACACCGUUGAGACAGACCGCAUGAUCUUCGCGGUCCUGAGAAGCUGUCGUCAUCUCGACUCUAUCAGUGUGCCAUGGACGCUUCUACGACACGGAACUGCACAGGACUGGAUUCAUUUGCUUGGAAUCUCGUCCGAGGACGAUGUUCCUCUCAAAUCUCUUGAACUGAGAGCUACGUGCCUUGCUAGUGCGCAGGAGAAAGAGUGGCUGGAUGUCGAAAACACUCACCCACUUGCCAAUCCUCGCGUCAACUUCGCACACCUCAAGCGCCUCAAGAUCUUCGGCAACACCAGUUUGAUGCCCAUAGAUGACGAAGACAUGUUCAACAUCGCCCGUAGCGCAACCAACCUCGAAGAAUUCCACCUCACCAAUCUCUCCACAAUCACAAUCGCCGGAGUGAUGGCCAUAGUCAACUCCUCAGCAAACACCCUCCGCGUUCUCGAGCACUCUCCUCGCUCAGACGACGGCUUUUUCCACCCUCACCCUGGUCAUCUCUCCCCAGACACUCACGUCUGCGACUCCUUGGCUUCUUGCCCUCGCCUCAGAGACCUCUCCAUCUCCGUACCCAGUAUGUGCGCCUGCCUCUUCUCCCACGAAGACGUAGUCUGGGAAGGCGAGUGCCAGGUCCGUGCCCUCGAACUCUGCGACCGCGACGACAGCAGCACAAAUGAAUCCCACCGCGCCCAACAACUCCAAAGAUCACGCCGCCUACGCGACGUCCUCGAAUCAGCACGCACGCUGAUGCAAAACCAGAAGCGCAAGCGUAGAGAACUUGACAUCGAGCUCUUCUUCGCCGACUGCAUCUUCGAUCCCGCCGAGAGGGUCGUCCACGGUGAUUUCUCCUUUGCGGAGGUCUCUAGCAAUGGCGCUUGGCCUAUGCAUUAUGAGACUUCUGCCAAGGGGCCAUAUGGAUCUACCGGUGUCUAUGGUAAGACCGAGAGCUCGUGGAUCUGUGUGGAUGAAGAUGAACUCAUCCGUGCUGUCGAGAAGAACUGGUUCAGACUUUGA